GAUCAAAUUGAAUUCUACAACAUUACUAUCAUUUCCAGUUACUAGGAUUUAAUUUUUAUUCUAUUCCUCUAGGCAAUUUCAGCUGCAACUGUGCUAACAGAAUAAAUGGACAGAAAGAAUCACACUGUGGUGUCUGAGUUUGUGUUCCUGGGACUUACCAAUUCUUGGGAUAUACAGAUUCUACUCUUUUUGUUCUCCUCUCUGUUCUAUGUAUCAAGCAUACUGGGAAACCUCCUAAUUGUGUUUACAGUGAUCUCUGACCCUUGUUUACACUCACCCAUGUAUUUCCUGUUGGCAAACCUCUCUUUCAUUGAUCUUGGGGUUUCCUCUGUAGCUUCCCCUAAAAUGAUAUGUGAUCUUUUCAGAAAGCGCAAAGUCAUUUCAUUCUUUGGAUGUAUCACUCAGAUCUUCUUUAUUCAUUUGAUUGGUGGUGUUGAGAUGGUGCUACUCAUAGCUAUGGCCUUUGACAGAUACAUUGCCAUAUGUAAGCCUCUCCAUUAUCUGACCAUUAUGAGUCCAAGAAUGUGCACUCUGCUUCUAGUAGCUGCCUGGAGCAUUGGUCUCAUCCACUCUCUGGUCCAACUGGCAUUUGUUGUAAACCUACCAUUGUGUGGCCCAAAUGAAUUGGAUAGUUUUUAUUGUGACCUCCCUCGGUUCAUUAAACUUGCCUGCACAGACACAUAUAGAUUAGAAUUCAUGGUCACAGCCAACAGUGGCUUCAUCUCCUUGGGUGCCUUCUUCAUGUUGGUCAUUUCCUACAUCUUUAUCCUAGUUACUGUUCAGAAGCAUUCUUCAGGUGGUUCUUCCAAGGCCCUUUCCACUCUUUCAGCUCAUAUCACUGUAGUGGUUUUGUUUUUUGGCCCCUUGAUCUUUUUUUAUACCUGGCCAUUCCCCACAUCACACCUGGAUAAGUUUCUUGCCUUUUUUGAUGCCAUUCUUACUCCCUUUCUCAAUCCACUCAUCUACACACUCAGAAACAAAGAGAUGAAGCUAGCAAUGAAGAAAGUGUGCAGACAGCUUGCCAAUUUCAAGGAAAUUUCUUAAGCAACUUAAAAAGAACAUGAAAGCAUCUGAUUAACAAUAAUAUAAAAGAAUGAAUGAAUGAAUUUGGCUUUGCUGGACUGAGUUUGAGUUCAUGUAGGGUCAUUAAAGUGGGAGAGUUUGGAGAGAGUUGGAGUUGGGAGAGAGAGAGAGAGAGAGAGAGAGAGAGAGAGAGAGAGAGAGAGAGAAAGAGAGAGAAAGAGAGAGAGAAAGAGAGAAAGAGAGAGAGAAAGAGAGAGAGAGAGAGAGAGAAAGAUAGAGAGAGAUUUGUAAGUUAUCUACAUAAAUAUUUUAGAUGAAAUAGAUUUAUACAAGGUCAUUAUUUGACAGUGAAGACAGUGCAGAGAGAGGAGUUUGAUAAUAGAAUUAGAAUACUUACAUGUUUAAGUUGUGGAAGGAAAAAUAAUGAAGGAAAUAGAAAAAUAGCAGUCAGGAAAGCAAGAGGAGAACAAAAAGAUAUCUUUCACACAAAAGAACAAUGGAAAGAAAAUUUCAAGAGAGAUGAUGACUUACAGUUUGAAAUGUUGCUCAAUAAGGAGAGGGUUAGUAGCUUUUUCUUAAAUUCCUUGCUACCCAUUUCAACAAAUUUUCCUUUCUUAUGUGUUCUAUAAUCACACAUUUUAUGAAAUAGUCAUUUGUUUAAUUAAAAUAAAA
Molecule: messenger RNA, 1695 nt
Organism: Monodelphis domestica (gray short-tailed opossum)
Lineage: Eukaryota; Metazoa; Chordata; Mammalia; Didelphimorphia; Didelphidae
Product: olfactory receptor 4F3/4F16/4F29-like
Biological process (GO): G protein-coupled receptor signaling pathway
Cellular component (GO): membrane
Molecular function (GO): G protein-coupled receptor activity; olfactory receptor activity
Source: RefSeq, a predicted model, not a curated record